GAGUGGCUGAAGCACGCCCAGGGAACCGCAUCCAUUCAGCAGAAGGGGAAGGAGCACAGGGAGAGAGGAGGAGUUGAAGGGGUGGGAGUGGACGCCACUGUGUGUGUGUGUGCCUGCGUGUGUGUGUGAGUGUGUGCGUGCGUGUGUGUGUGUGUGCGUGUGUGUGCAGGCAAGUGCGAGCAGGCAUGAGAAGCAGGCAGGGAGAGAGAAGAGAGAGCCAGCUCUAUGAGCAGAAAGCCACUGCACCUCAACUCCGGGAGGCUGGAUGGCAACUUCUCAUAAAGAUGCCAGCAGUGGCUGCGGAGAGGCCGGUGCCGUCUCGCUCCUGAGAAGCCAGGGCAGCUGCCGGGGCAGGGGUGGGAGCACAGCCAGGGUGGGUCAUCCCAGAGGGCAAUGUGGCCACCCAGACGGGGCUGCAUCCUCAGGCGACUGGGUCUGAGGGUCUUCCGGAGGACCACACUCCUCUUUGCCCUCUUCUGGUUCGGGUUCUGGGUGUUUCUCAAUGGCCUGGUCUUUGUACACAGGACCAUUUUCUCCGAUUUCUGCACCGACGACAAGAGCAAGCAGGUCCUUCAGAGAGUGUGCGAGGAGUACAAACAGGGCGUCCUGACAGGAGACCUCUGUGAGGACCUGUGUGUGACCAGGCAGCUUGAGUACAAGCGCUGCUUGUACUUUGAGAACGGCAAGAAGGUGAUUGAGGCCAAGUGGCGCGGCGUGCCCGUUGUGCUGAAGUCGAAGCUGGAGAACUUCUCCUCCUAUGAGAGCUUCAGCCUGCUGGAGUACCAGGACGCCCCCGACCUCUCGCCCAUGGACAUCGUGUUCUACGCCAUGCUGGAGAUCAAGAGCUCCCUGGGGCUGGAGGUGCGGAACACCACGGUGCCCCAGCUGUGGAGCCAGCGCCUGCGGGAGCGCGGCCGGCCUUACUCCCGCGCCGAGCUGGCCUCCCUCUGGUCGCUGCUCCAGCAGGAGGAGUACGCCUUCUUCAAAAUCCUGCAGGACCUCAGUCGGCAUGUAGUGAAGGUGCUGGGGUCCUGCGGGCACUUCUACGCUGUGGAGUACCUCAUCGCCGGCCACGCCUGGAACCAGAACCUCUUCUCCCUGGAGGAGAUUUCAGGCCUGUCUGGGUCAGCAGGGGAUGGAACCUCCUCCUCCUCCUUCUCCAGCUCCUUCUCUUCAGGUCAUGGGUUUUGGAUGGAGAGGGACAUGGUGCACCAGAUUGCCCUCAGUUUCCUUGAAAUGGUGCGGCAUUUCGAGAAUGACUUCUCUCACCGCCUCCACCUCUGCGACAUCAAGCCAGAGAACUUUGCCAUCAGGAAGGAUCUCACGGUAGUGGCCAUUGAUGUAGACAUGGCUUUCUUUGAGCCCAAAAUGCAGGACAUUCUCGAGCAGAACUGCACCAGUGACGAUGACUGCAACUUUUUUGACUGCAUCUCGAAGUGCGAUGUGCAUAAAAACAAGUGCGGCUCAAAACGAAUUAACAGCAACCUCCAGGUGAUCUGUGACAAGAUUUUCAGACACUGGUUCUCGCCCACACUGCUGGGUGCCAGAGCCGGGUUCCCCCUGCAGGUGGCGCUGCAGCGGGCGGUGCAGGACUGUGCAGAGACAGCGGAGGGCGAGGAGGUGGGCCACAGCCGCACAAUCCAGCAUCGCCUGCUCACCCUCCUAAAACAGCUCCUCCGGGACGGCCUGAGACAGAGAGACGGGCAGGGGGACGCAGAGGGACAUGCCCACACAGCACUAAACUUCUAACAGACUAACCAGCCUCCCUGUGAUGGCAGGGCUGACAUACAUCUUGACAUGUGCCUGCUAAGACAGAAGAAGGAUGGGACAUUUUGACAUUACGGCAUAUUUCAAUGCAUCAUUUGGAGUUUGGUUGAAGAAAACAGGGACAGUGAUGGAGAUAUGCAUUAAUGCAUUAUAGAACUGCUGAUAGAUACUAUAUGGGUUCAAUAACUGAAUUUGUAUUUUGGAAAAUGGAGUAGUCGAGAAAUGAGCAUAAAAGAGUUAUGUCAUAUUUUGUCCUGCCAUUGAUAACAUGCUCACCACUACAAACCUUUGAGACAAAUAAAAUUUAUUUUGGGAAUCA
Anguilla rostrata (American eel) is the source of this 2086-nucleotide messenger RNA. It is a transcript of the gene dipk1c, whose product is annotated as divergent protein kinase domain 1C. The record is from RefSeq and is a predicted model, not a curated record. The coding region runs from base 394 to 1749 and encodes 451 amino acids. The transcript has 4 exons. NCBI's taxonomy places the organism in Eukaryota, Metazoa, Chordata, Actinopteri, Anguilliformes, Anguillidae.